AUGGUGACCCUUCUUUGGGGGGAUGAAGAUUUUGACCAACGCUUCAUUGAGCAUCUGAUGAAGGUGUUCCGCAAGAAGACCCGCAAAGACAUGAGAGCCGAUCCUCGAGCUGUCCACAGGCUUCGACGAGAAAUUCGAAAGCGAGAGAGCCAAGCGAGCUUUGAGCACCUCCAGUUCUACAAAGAUCGAAACUUUAAGCUGGUCAAGUCGGACAUUGACGAAUUCAUUCUCAUGGGUGGAUCCACUCGAAUUCCCAAGAUCCAGCAACUGGUCAAGGAGUUCUUCAAUGGCAAGGAACCUUCCCGAGGUAUCAACCCUGUUGAGACUGUGCCUUUUGGAUCUGCUGCUUUUAAGGCAUGCAUUCUCUCGGGCGGAAAUUGCGAUGAUAAGAAUAUGGUGCUUUUGGAUGCGAAACCCCAUUCCAUGGGUAUUGCCACCGAGAGAGGGAACAUGUCUGCACUCACUCCGGGAUAUACGGUACGGUGGUGCCAACAACCAAGUCGAAGAUCUUCACCCCUAACUUUGACUUUCGGCGUACUGUUUCGGCGUAAAAUUCAUAAGAAGGUGAAAGUCCCUUUGUCGAAGAUAACCAGUUGCGAAUUAACCGACCUCCAUUGCGUGCCUCAAUGUGAGGCUGAAAUUCAGGUCGAUGUCAUGAUCGACGCUAAUGGUAUUCAUCAAGUAAGUGUCAACUCUUGA
This is a messenger RNA of Tigriopus californicus, 699 nucleotides long. Its product is annotated as endoplasmic reticulum chaperone BiP-like. Gene Ontology annotation, cellular component: endoplasmic reticulum chaperone complex; cytoplasm; endoplasmic reticulum lumen. Bases 1 to 699 code for a protein of 232 amino acids. The record is from RefSeq and is a predicted model, not a curated record. Gene Ontology annotation, biological process: protein refolding; endoplasmic reticulum unfolded protein response; cellular response to unfolded protein. The transcript is spliced from 2 exons. Gene Ontology annotation, molecular function: ATP-dependent protein folding chaperone; ATP hydrolysis activity; misfolded protein binding. Lineage: Eukaryota; Metazoa; Arthropoda; Copepoda; Harpacticoida; Harpacticidae.